AAUGUGUAAUUGUUUAUAUCCUUUUUUAUUUUGUAUUAUGUUGCUGGGCUAGAGCACAGAUGACAUCCGGAGUUGUCUUUGCGAAUUACAAAAGGUUUUAUUUACCUUUCUAGAAAAGUCCGCCUGUCAACACUCGGUGCCUAACGCUCCCCAGCAGAACGGGGAAAAACAGUAACUGCCGAGCAAACAGCCGUUCCAGGAACACACCUCACAGCAACGCAUUCACUGACAUAACGGAAAUAUGAGUACCAAAGAUUAAUACACAAGACAGACACAAAACCAAGUUCAGAAGAAAUUAAGAAACUACAAUGAACAAUGAAUGAACUUAUCAUAAAGAAAACAGAUUGGGUGGGGUACCUAAUAAACUAAUAAAUUCGGUGUCUCUCACAAUUAACAGUUAUUUUAUUUGACAUGUUGCUUAAAGGUUUAUUUACUCUGCCGCCCCAAAAUAAGCCAGUGGCCCCUAGCUAAUCUCCUCCAAUAUGACAGAAUGCCAGCUGGUGGCUGCAGCUUCUGCUGACAUUUUCUCCCAGCAACUGACAUUUCUUCCUAGACUGUGUUGUCCUGUGGCUUUGAAUGACUUCUCUCUGUGUUUUCUUUCAGGAUAACAUGGAGGAAGGUCAGGACUUUUCCCUCCAUGGGAAGGCAGUAGUUAAUGAUGCUAAUCUGAGAGACGAAUACUACUGGAAGCUCAUUGCAGACUUCAUUGGUCCUCAAACAGGGGAGGGACUAGACCUGAACCAGGGGCUGUGCAAGAACAGACUGAUGAUCCAAGUUGGACUUCUGAGGGAGGACAAUAAUUUUCCCUGGCUCGCCAUCACAGAGUGGCUGAAGAAGAUCUUCCCCGCUCAUCAGUCAGCUGACUUCCGCUGUUUGAUCGAAAGAGGCAUUGCAACAACGCUGAGCCUGGGCAUCGAAGCCCGGUUUGCCUUUCUGGAUUCAGAUGUCAACUUCAACUUUGUUGGCCCAAUAUGCGACAGUAUCGGAGUGGAGCGCCAGCAUCUUCUGGAGCUCAGGGAUUUUUCAGAGCGGGCACGGUCCAUCGAAGUCACAAAUGGACUGAUUGUCGAGUUGAGCAACUUUGUUGCCAGGGAAAAAAUUUCCCCAGUAGUCAUUGUUUCCUGGCUAAGAAACUUUAACCCAGAGUACUGUAAGAGUGGGGCCAUUCAAAAAGCAUACAAGCUCCUUCGGUCCAGAAUAAAGAAGCUGAAAAUUUACUGCCGCAACUAUGAAACAAGGAGUCACAGGAAGAAUGCAGCCAUUGAAAAAGUGCUUCAGAGUCCGUUUGAACUGGUCCAGAAGAAAUCACCAAAACUUUUUGUAAAAAAACGCCCGAGGAGAGAAGAUUAUGAAAGGGUUACGAUCAAAGAAGAAGAUGAGUGCUCAGAAAUGUCCCAAGGCGAAGGUCCUGAGGUGCACAGGGAGGAAGUAGGAACUGGGCUGCAGAGAGGAAAUGCUGAGGCAGGAAGCGAGGAUGACGGAAAGACAUCCAGCUCUGAUUGCGGAGAAUUCCUGACCCUGCUGGACAUCGCCAUGCUGUCCGUCCAGAAGCUGUCCAGUGUUUACGGCGGGAAAACUGAAGCGUGCAAAAGUGUUUCGUUGGAUCUGCUGAAGAAUCACUACGCUCUGACCUACAAAGAGCAUCCAGCCAUGGAAGAGUUUGAGAAAAAGGUGAACGGUGUCCGGAAGGAGACUUCCCUCGUGCACCCAGUGGUGUUUUUAAACUACAAUGCUAAUUACCUUGUUGAUCUGCACGAUGCGGUGGAGGCACAGAUCAUGAGCUUUGAGAAGGAGAUCAUCCUGUCCACAGGAGUGAAACUGGGCCGAGAUAAUCUUCCCAAAUUCAAGAACUUUGUCAGUUUGCCAGAAAGUGCCACGUCACGUUACAUCCACAUGGCCUGUGAUAUCCUGAGCCCGAUCAGCCCGGAGAAACCGAACUACAGAAAGCAUUGGGUGGCAUUCUGUGAGGAGAAGGGAAACCCCUCCAGACUCGCUGUGAACCAAUCAAACAGACUGAAUAAUUACUUCGAAGCAGCAGCAGGUCUUAUCCACCAUCACAAGGAGACGGCUCUCUUCUUUGCAGAUCUGCUGUCGAUUGCCAACGACCCAUGCCCGAACAUCAUCCUGGAGAGCGUUGCGGCAGACGCAAAUGACUCCAUGAUCCAGAGCUUCGUAUGCGUCGUGGCCAUAGUUUACUGCAAGAUCCUCGGCCCCUACUGGCAGCUCCUGAAGAGCGGAGGAGAAUAUGCGUUCUUCAGUCAGUUCCUGCUGUGUCUGUACCAAAGGUUCAUCGACUGGUCCAAAGAUCCCUCCACACUGCUGGCACCAGAGGAGGACAGCAACGUCUUUCUGCAGUUCCCGCUGCAAGAGAAAAUCUUCUGCGGGGUGUUUAGCUUCUGUGGCGAGUGGCACACAAACCGAGACCUGAUCCGAGCUUGUCUGAAGAGGACCAUCAAGGUGAUUGCUGCUGUCACUGAGGAACACCUGAAGAACUUUCUACCUGGAGGAAUGUUUUCCCAAAUUCCUUCCACUGAUGUGUGCUUGGAGUUGGUCAGCUGCACGUUCUCUGUCUUGAUGGCAGAGUAUCCCUUCGGCCAUGCGUAUCCAUACAACAAGAAAAGGCCGGACAAGCUGUCCAAGAACUCCUCAAAAAGCCAGCUGGACAGCUCGCAGGAAGAUGAAGGCAUAUCUGGCAACAGCUCUGAUGAAGCUUCGAGGAGCAGAAACGGCUCCCAGUUCGGCCAGAAAGAGGAGCAAAGCCCUCAGACGAGAAAAGGUUACAGAAGAGUCCCUGAGGAAAAGCGGGAGGAGAAUGGACAGGGACUACAUUAUCGCCACAGUGACCAGAAACGGAGGCCCCUGCAAAACCCAGCAGGACAUUGAAAAAAUGCUGCUACGCUUGGAUGGGAAGUCGCGACUGGAGAAACGGGAAGGGCUUCGCUGCGAGAUCCUGUAUCAGAAGAUGGUUCUGAACAACACAAACCCACACCUGGACCAUCACUGCCUCAACUCCACCCAGAUGGCGCUGAAGCUAAAAUUUGCUCUCCCUCGUGUCAAACCUGGAUACUCGCUGGUGCUAGCGCCCAGGAAGACCAAGCUGAGGCCCUCCGGUCGGCGCGAUGCGGAGGACCGAGCGGCUCCAGCCGCUGGCGCCGGCCUGCUGCCGUCCGGAGAGACGAAUCCAGAGUCUUCUUCAGCGGAGGUCGGGAUGACCAGCUGAGCUGAAACCCUACAAAGAUGUUCCACACUAACACGUUCUGUGUUGGAAAUGUGAAAUUUGAUGCCACUGCAUGCUAGCAUGGAGCCGCUGCAGACAUUUCAGGAUAGGAAACCUUGACAUUUGGGGAUGUUCCCAAUUUGCAGUUCAGACUUGUUCUCCUGUGUCAAAAUAAAUAUUGUUUUCUCAUUUAAAAAAAUGAUUUUGUUUAGGUAUUUUUUACAGCAAUAAAAUGUUUUGACACUAAAAUUUGGAAGUUAAACAUUCAUAGAAAGCAAAGCUGAGUAACCAUUGGGCAGUGAAGGUUAAGAGCUUAAAGCCGUCUGAUUCUCUGACUUGCAGGUAGGAGAGCAACAGAGCCAUUUUUAGAAGCGCAGACUGAGACAAGGAGGAAAGCAAGAAGACGGUCUGGACACAUCCAUUGGAAUCGUUUCGAAGUUUUGUGGGAAGACUUUGUAGGAUCAUUUUGGUGCCGUUGGGAUCCGGCAUGUGGUUCUGUUGUGAUCCCCUCCUGUCACACUGGAGCGGAUCACAGCUGCAGGGAGUUUGGGCUCCCUUGGUUGUCCGGGCUCCGAGUAGACCUGCUGCUCCUCGUUCAGGCGCCCUGGGAGGAAACCCAGAGGAAGACCGGGACCAUGAUCCCCUGCUGGGGGACCCGGGCCUCCUGGUCCAAUCCUGCAACCCCAGACUAAGAGGAAGAUGAGGGAUGGAAUCGACUAAAGCAAUGUAUUCAUAUUUUUUCCUAAAAUUUUGAAUGGAAUAUUAUGUAUUUUCUCAUUUGAUUAGGUAAUUGCAUUACAGCCCCAAACUGCUGAAAUUGAAAUGUCUGUUCAGAUGUGAGUUUCUCUUCCAGUUUCUUUAGAGCCAUUAGAAUAAAUCUGGUUGCUUGUGCUGUUUGCUUUUGCUAAUGAAAGUGUUUGAACCGGGUUCUGGACAGCAAUAAACCUGUUUCUCUUUUCC
Poeciliopsis prolifica (blackstripe livebearer) is the source of this 4177-nucleotide messenger RNA. RefSeq lists its product as uncharacterized. The coding region runs from base 577 to 2883 and encodes 768 amino acids. Gene Ontology annotation, molecular function: 3'-5'-RNA exonuclease activity. The record is from RefSeq and is a predicted model, not a curated record. The transcript is spliced from 2 exons. NCBI's taxonomy places the organism in Eukaryota, Metazoa, Chordata, Actinopteri, Cyprinodontiformes, Poeciliidae.